This is a messenger RNA of Momordica charantia (bitter melon), 2638 nucleotides long. Its product is annotated as pentatricopeptide repeat-containing protein At3g14730. Gene Ontology annotation, biological process: RNA modification. The record is from RefSeq and is a predicted model, not a curated record. NCBI's taxonomy places the organism in Eukaryota, Viridiplantae, Streptophyta, Magnoliopsida, Cucurbitales, Cucurbitaceae. Gene Ontology annotation, molecular function: RNA binding; protein binding.
UCUAAUAAGAGCCCAAGUCGAAGCCCAAUUCUCUAGUCACACGCCCAUCUCUCUCUCUUCGAAUCGCAAAAUCAAUUGCCAUUUCGGCUUCUUCUUCGGCGACGAUUUCAGAUUCUUCAUCGGCGAUUGCUUUUCCUUCGACGGCGAUUUCUACAACGCGAAGAAGACAACACUUCCCACCGGCGACUUGCGAACUCACGUCGGUGGCGGCGACGGGGAAAGAUAUGGAACUGAAAAAUUUAGUUGCUCAAGAUUAUAUCAUUUUGUUUGGUUGGUUUGUUGCUGGGAUAUUGCAGACCAAAAACAGAUUGUGAAAAAAGAGGGAGGAAUCUCAAUUUCUCUCACAUUCAUCUAGGCGACCCGUGGAGCUAAAAAGAGAAGCCCCUCUUUGGCGGUAGUGAAAAUGGAUGCUUCUUAAGGUAGGAAAUGGCUGCAAUGCGAAGUGAAAUCUCUUGCCGCCAUUAGAAUGUGAUGGUGUCGAAUAUGUUAAAACCACACAAAGUUUUUGACGACGUUGUCGAUAGAUUAGCUUGGUGUUUAACAACCAAAAAGAUCAACUUCUCCAAAAUUGUCUCCAAGAAGCACUACCUUUUUUCUUCCUUUCUUAGUUUCUCUACUUCUCCACCUUCCAAGUGUUCGGUUUUUCAACUGCUCGAAAAUGUAACCACAUCCAUUUCAUUUCUACAAUCAUGUGCUGACCACAAGAAUCUCAACAGAGGAAAACAGCUUCACUCCCUCAUGAUCACCUAUGGUUUUUCUCAUUCACCUUCAUCCAUCACUAGCUUAAUCAACAUGUACUCCAAAUGUGGUCAAAUGGAGGAGGCCAUUUUGGUUUUCCAUGAUCCAUGUCACGAGCGUAAUGUGUUUGCAUAUAAUGCUUUGAUUUCUGGGUUUGUCGCAAACGGACUUGCUUCAAAUGGGCUUCAAUUUUAUAAGCAAAUGAGGUUAGAGGGUGUAAUGCCUGAUAAAUACACUUUUCCGUGCGUAGUUAGAUCUUGUUGUGAGGCUAUGGAGGUGAAGAAAAUUCAUGGAUGUUUAUUUAAAAUGGGGUUGGAAUUGGAUAUGUUUGUUGGUAGUGCUUUAGUAAAUACUUACUUAAAGAUUGGCUUAAUGGAGAAUGCACAAAAAGUAUUUGAAGAACUUUCAAUAAGAGAUGUUGUGCUUUGGAAUGCACUGAUCAAUGGGUAUGCCCAGAUUGGUUGCCUUGAUGAGGCAUUGGAAGUUUUCAGAAGAAUGAGUAUAGAAGGGAUUUUACCUAGUAGGUUUACAGUUACUGGCAUUUUAUCUAUUUUUGCUUUAAGGGGAGAUUUAAACAAUGGGAGAACAGUUCAUGCAAUUGUGACAAAAAUGGGUUAUAAUUUGGGAGUUGCAGUUUUGAACGCGCUAAUUGAUAUGUAUGGGAAAUGCAAGCAUAUCAGAGAUGCUCUAAUGAUUUUCAAGAUGAUUGAUGAGAAGGACAUAUUCUCAUGGAAUUCGAUUAUAUCGGUUCAUGAACAAUAUGGUGAUCACGAUGGUACCUUGAGGCUUUUUGAUAAGAUGUUAGGGUCCGGGAUUCUACCUGAUUUAGUAACCGUCACAACUGUGCUUCCAGCUUGCUCUCAUUUGGCUGCGCUCAUGCAUGGUAGAGAAAUCCAUGGAUAUAUGAUUGUUAAUGGAUUUGGAAAGGAUGGAGGUGUAGAUGAUUUGCUUGUAAAUAAUGCUGUUAUGGAUAUGUAUGCAAAAUGUGGAAGUAUGAAAAAUGCCCUCAUGGUUUUUGAUCUAAUGAGCAAUAAGGAUGUGGCAUCAUGGAACAUUGUGAUUAUGGGUUAUGGCAUGCAUGGAUAUGGCAUGGAGGCAUUGGAUAUAUUUUCUUGCAUGUGCGAGGCCCGAAUUAAGCCAGAUGAAGUUACGUUUGUUGGAGUUUUAUCGGCAUGCAAUCAUGCAGGUUUCGUGAGUCAAGGGCGUUUGUUUUUAGCUCAAAUGGAGUCUGAAUUCGGUGUUAUUCCAACUAUUGAGCAUUAUACGUGUGUAAUUGAUAUGCUCGGUCGAGCUGGGCAUCUGAAGGACGCUUAUGAGUUGGCCCAAAAAAUGCCUAUUCAAGCCAAUCCCAUUGUGUGGAGGGCUCUAUUAGGAGCAUGUCGACUUCAUGGGAAUGCAGAGUUGGCUGAAGUUGCUGCACGAAAAGUAAUGCAACUUGAACCAGAGCAUUGUGGGAGUUAUGUAUUGAUGUCUAACGUUUAUGGUGUUGUAGGUCGAUACGGAGAGGUCUUAGAGGUUAGAAAAACAAUGAAGGAACAAAAUGUUAAGAAGACACCAGGUUGUAGUUGGAUUGAACUCAAGGAUGGGGUGCAUGUUUUUCUUACUGGAGAUCGGACACAUUCAGAAUUGAAUGCAUUGGCAAAUCAACUUUGUGAUAUUGGAUACAUUUUAGAUGAAGUUUUGAAUUUAUAUUGAGAUAUGGUAGUAUAGUAUAGGCAAUUGCAAUGACCUUUUCUUUUCUUUUAGAGAGAGAUCGAUGAGCGGUAAGACAUGUACAUUGACGAGUUUACUACUGUAACGUGAAUCGUUGAUUAAUGAUUGUGUCAAAUAAAUAUCCUUGAUUGUCCACCUAUUUGGAAAUAAAACAAAGCCUCUAUUCCUCUCUUGUUAGGGGUUCAAA